AUGCCUCUCCUACCUCUGACCAAGGGACAAAAGAAGGCAGCGAAGAGAGCUGUCAAGAAACAAAGUGCAUCAGCUACUAAGGAGGCUCCUUUGAGCAACGUAGAGUAUGCACUAGUCAAUACUAUCGAGCCUGAGCGGCUCGACCUGCCCGCAAUUGCAUUUACACCUACUCAGGAAAGCGCAACAUCGACACGCAAUGUUGCUGUUUCCCACCCUGAGCACUACAGCCUUAUGUCGUAUGAAAAUAUAGUCGCUGCUUCAUCUCUACCAACUGCAUCACAGCAGCUACCACCAUCGAGCACUGAUGUCACUGGGUCUCAGUCCUCAGGCCUUUUGCCUACGUUGUCCGCACUGCCUUUAGAGUCCCUGGGCAGCUUCAACGAUACCUUCACCUUCGCAGCUCCCACUAGCGUUGUUACUUUUGGUAAAAGCUCCAAUGUCACCGACGUUUCCAAGCACGAGUACGCAUCUUCCCUCUCCCAGGAUGUCGAGGACAUUGAGGACGAAGGUCCAACUUCGUUGGCUUUCAGCAAAGCCUUUGUGGAAGACCUACGAAGUCCUACUUUUACGACCGCCGCAGCAUCGACGAGAGCUUUCGAGGAAGCCUUGUCACGAAACUCGGAUGUGACAGAGUCCUCGAUAUUCACGCGGCUCCGGGAUGCCACGACUGCCACCACUUCAGGACCUGCGUUUAUUGAAUGUGCUGGCACUAAUGUCGAGAAGAAGCCGGAAGUUUCUUCUGACUGUGCAAACCAAGAGCGGGCUCUUGUACGGUACUGCACGCUUAAGACAAUUAGUCUUGUUGCGGACUACGAAGUGGAUCAGGGUCUCGAUGAGACCAGCACCAACUUUUCACUUGACAGUAUACUUCCUCAUCGGAUGUUCUUAGCGAGCGCGGAUGGUGUGAUCCAAUGCAUCGCAUACGACCAGCUUCUACAUGACGUCGAAACCGUCAAGGAUGACGGCGGGUCAGACUUUGACUCAGUCGCUUCUCCAAGCAAGGGUUACCUCGAGCACUUCGGUGGCGCACAUGAUGAGACCUCCAAGAGUAUUGACAGUCGCAUUGAAGACGCUCCGUUAAACCUCGGCAUCCGCAACAGGCUGCAUGAUGUGGAGGAAAGUGCGAGUAUAGAGAGCCUCGAAGUACCCGGCUGGUCUCUACAACCUACGAACAAGGAUUGGAUGGAUCGCGCAGAAGUCUGGAGCUACGCGGACGGUUCGGAGAAGGCUGCAUCUGUCAGCACUGAGAAGUGUGAAGUGAGUGCCACGCAGCAGGGACGCCUCCAAUCUGCCACAUGCUCAGACAGCAAAGAAGAGUUUCAUGACCCACUACAGAGUGCGGGCCCAAGUGAAGAGUCUGUGAAAGCAGUGUUUUAUAGCUCAGAAGUCCCUGAAGCUUCUGCGUCGGCCCGUGAGCCAAGUCAUAUGCGUCUGGGCACGGAGUCUUCCUGCUCCUUUCGUGAAGCCCUGGAGGCUGAGGAAAGCGGAAAGGUUACUCGAGACGCCGUGAUCACCGCGUUCCUGAAGCUUGUCAAUAUCGAGCGGAAGAAGCGCGGGGUUCAUGCUCUACCGUCGCUAUACACAGCACAUAGUGUGCUGAGCAGUGGUAUUCUUCCGCACACGAUCAUGCUUGGCACUACGACUGUUGCGUCUUUCACCGCUCAGUUGAGCUUCGAUGAGAAAGACGAGGUCGAGAUGGGCGACGUGUGUGCGGCUUGGGAUCGAUUGGACCGUGAGGAAGUAGGACGGCAACAGAUGGCUUCUGGAGGCAUCAUGGGUGCUUUAGGCAGGGCUCUGGGCAGACUAGGUGGUUCGUAUCUCGAGAAGUGA
Messenger RNA from Alternaria hordeiaustralica, 1830 nucleotides. RefSeq lists its product as uncharacterized. The transcript has a single exon. Bases 1 to 1830 code for a protein of 609 amino acids. The record is from RefSeq and is a predicted model, not a curated record. NCBI's taxonomy places the organism in Eukaryota, Fungi, Ascomycota, Dothideomycetes, Pleosporales, Pleosporaceae.